Rotaria sp. Silwood2 is the source of this 765-nucleotide messenger RNA. Lineage: Eukaryota; Metazoa; Rotifera; Eurotatoria; Philodinida; Philodinidae. The record is from the annotation of a GenBank genome assembly.
AUGAAAACACGUACUAAAUUUGAUUUAAAUAAUACAUCAACAGCUGCUCUUCAUUUUACAUCUUGUCGUCGAAAAUCAGCAAAACAAAAACAAGAAUCAUCUAUUUCUCUAAAAUCAAAUUCUUUAUCUACUUCUGAUAGUUUUCAUCAAUAUUCAAAAUUAUUUCCGAUAAUGUCCGAAUUAGAUGAUCUUUUGGAAUUAGAACAAAUAAAACUUAAACAAUUACAACUUGAAACUAAAAUUUCAUCAAAAAUUCCUAUAUUUAAAUCAUCACAAGAAUCUAAUGUUACUGAUGAUGGAAAUGCUAAUCAAUGGUUUUUACACAUUGAUGCAAAAUUUUCUGAAUUACAAUUAUUAUUCCAAGAUCGAAUUGAAAUUUUGUCAUAUUUUUUCAUUGCUGAAACAAUUAUUUGGUACAGUUUAAAUAAAAAUAAAAUACGACGCUAUACUGAUUUUUGUCAAUCAUUUGCACUUGAAUAUUUUCCAAAAGAAUAUUCAAUCGAUUGUUGUACUUCAGUGGAACAAAAGAAUAAUUCAUCAUCAUUACCUUCACCUGUUGUUGUUAAUGAACAUUUCGUUCACUAUCCUAUCGGUGGUGCAAAUGUUAAAAUAACAUCAUCUGAUUCAAAAAGUGUUCUUUCAUCUACAUCUAUUUUAACUCCAAUUAUAUCUAAAGCAUUGAUCGAUCGGUUCGUUAAAGAUCCUAUUAAAUUCUAUGGAGAAAAAGAUAAUGUAAUUACCUGGCUUGAUGAAAUCGAACAAUAA